Epithele typhae is the source of this 1230-nucleotide messenger RNA. RefSeq lists its product as uncharacterized. The transcript has 2 exons. The coding region runs from base 1 to 1230 and encodes 409 amino acids. NCBI's taxonomy places the organism in Eukaryota, Fungi, Basidiomycota, Agaricomycetes, Polyporales, Epitheliaceae. The record is from RefSeq and is a predicted model, not a curated record.
AUGAAUUACCUCAUAGCCUUCCAGAGAGGUGUUCUGGUUUUCCAUUCUGUCCACUCCAUCUACGAGGUCAUCGACUUCCUCGAAAAGUUCUCUCUUUCCACUACAGACACGUACAGUCUCUCCCUCUAUGGCAUACAAGAACGUAUUCCCUUCGACGGCGAAAGAGGGGAGAUUCUCGCAAGCAUCGAUGAGGCCGCUGUGGGGCGUAUGGUCGCACACCUUCCGAAGCUCAGGCAUCUCUCCAUAAACGACUUUCGGUUCCUCGACUCCCCAACUUCUCCACCAUGGUCUGCAGAACCGAAAUUCCAUACUGCAGAUCCCACUCGUCCUGGCCACCCCCUUCCCUUAAACUCCCUCACAGUCCGGCGGAGCACCUACGGUCCCGGUGGCUCCAUCCACGCCCUCCUCCACAUCCUCUCCCUUUUCCAUGGGAGCGAACUUGAUGUGCGCUGUUCCUGGGAUAACUUCGACCCUCCCACCACGGACGCGCUGCACGUCCCCUCCCCGCUCCGGUUCGCGAGCAUCAGCUUCACGCUGCCCUCGACGUCCCCAUGGACAGUGGACGGCCGCCUGCGCGCGCUCCGGUUCGCGGAGGCGCUGCGCGGGCUGGGCGACAACCUCGCGCCGGGCUGGCCCCGCGGGAAGUUCGAGGCGCAGUACGACUCCCCGCGAGCUCUGGACGCCAUCGGACGCAUCCUCGCAAAGGAGGGCGGCAGCCUGCACGGGCUGACCCUCGCUGCCGCAGCACCGCGCAAGUUCGAGUGGCGGGGCGCCUGGGUUGAUCCUCUGGACGAGCACUGGCAGCGGCUGCAGAUAUCCUCCUGCACGGCACUCGUCGAGCUCACGCUCCAUGUCUUCCUCCGCGCGCACGACCAUCAGGCUGGCCCCAAGUACGCCGCAUCGUGUGCCGCGUUGCUCUCCGCGCUCCAAUCCCGGCAUCUGCAAGUGCUCACGAUUUUUAUCGUAGACUUGUCCGCGCCCGAGCUCCUGAGAGAGCGGUUCGCGCUCGGCGCGGUCGACGCCGCACUCAAACCUGAGCGCUUCCCGGCGCUAAACAAGGUGGUCGUCUUCUUCGCUUCCGUCCAGCAGCCCGAUGGACCUGUCAGUGCGUUCACGCCCUUCCAGCACGCAGUCGUCGCACAGUUGCCCCUCCUCUUCGCACGCGGGAUCCUGGUUGUUCAGAAGGUCCCUAUUUUUCGACCUCUUGCUCAGCGGCUUCUGAGCGAGUGA